This is a messenger RNA of Daphnia magna, 1779 nucleotides long. RefSeq names its product dihydrolipoyllysine-residue acetyltransferase component of pyruvate dehydrogenase complex, mitochondrial (gene muc). The transcript is spliced from 7 exons. NCBI's taxonomy places the organism in Eukaryota, Metazoa, Arthropoda, Branchiopoda, Diplostraca, Daphniidae. Gene Ontology annotation, cellular component: pyruvate dehydrogenase complex. The record is from RefSeq and is a predicted model, not a curated record. Gene Ontology annotation, molecular function: dihydrolipoyllysine-residue acetyltransferase activity. Gene Ontology annotation, biological process: pyruvate decarboxylation to acetyl-CoA. Bases 85 to 1596 code for a protein of 503 amino acids.
AAAUCAGCUGUUCUCUUCUUACUCUUCGUCUUCUUGUGUGCACAUCGUGAUUUCCAGUUCCGCUCGUAUAAUUCCUUGUGGAAAAUGUUCCGGUCAUCUUUAGUUCGAAAGGCUUGUGUGGCGAAAAUUACUUUAGAAAAUGCAUCGAAGACACGAAAUGGAGCAAGGAAACUUUCGACGGUGAUAUUCCAGAAGGAAAUUCCAAGGGAAACAUUUGUUGAUAAAAGCUCUGGGUAUUCAGCAAUUUCAAUGAUGACUGGACUACACAAGACUUCAGUAAGAAUGUAUGCAAGUGGUUCACUUCCUUCCCAUAAAAGGGUUGAAUUGCCAGCAUUGUCUCCCACUAUGGAAUCUGGAACUCUCAUUAGCUGGGAAAAGCAAGAAGGUGACAAACUUAAUGAAGGAGAUUUGCUAGCUGAAAUUGAAACUGACAAGGCUACCAUGGGAUUUGAAACACCUGAAGAAGGAUAUUUGGCAAAAAUUAUGAUUCCUGCUGGCUCAAAAGAUGUCCCAAUUGGAAAACUUGUUUGCAUCAUUGUCGACAAUGCUGAAGAUGUGGCGGCUUUCAAAGAUUUCAAAGACGAUGGGACUGCUGCCACCGCAUCUGCCCCUACAACCUUACAAACCGAAACUACCACGCCAUCCCAACCAGCAUCUGCAUUAAGUGCUCCGACAUCCUCGUCUAGCACCGAAACUUCGAAUAGGAUAUUUGCGUCACCAUUGGCCCGGAAAAUGGCUGCCGAGAAAGGAAUUUCGUUGGCCUCGGUUUCUGGUGGCUCAGGAUUCGAAGGAUCCAUCACAGCCAAAGACCUUGAUAAGGUACCAGUGUCUCCCAAACCGGCUGCUACAACCCCAGUUGCAUCACAAGCAGCUGCUCCUCUACAGCCAGUUCCAGGACAGAAAUUCAGGGAUCUUCCUGUUACCAAUAUCAGAGGCGUCAUUGCCAAACGUCUGUUGCAGUCUAAACAAUCCAUCCCUCAUUAUUACUUAACGGUGGACGUUACCAUGGAUUCAGUGCUUUCGCUCCGUCAGGAAUUUAAUGCCCUGCUAGGUAAAGACGGCGGCAAGCUGAGUGUAAACGAUUUUGUCAUCAAAGCUGCUGCAUUAGCCUGUCGCAAAGUACCAGAAGUCAAUUCCUCGUGGCAAGAAACCUUCAUCCGACAGUACGACACAGUGGAUAUCAGUGUAGCUGUGAGCACCGAUCGAGGACUCAUCACACCCAUUGUUUUCAAUGCUGAGAGAAAAGGCUUGGCAUCGAUCAGUGCCGAUGUACGCACGUUAGCUGGUAAAGCUCGUGAUGGAAAGCUUCAGCCCCAUGAGUUCCAAGGUGGCACAUUUUCCAUCUCGAACCUUGGCAUGUUCGGAGUACGGAACUUCACAGCCAUUAUAAACCCACCUCAGUCGUGCAUUUUGGCCGUUGGCGGAACGGAAAAACGAUUGGUCGUUGACACAUCAGCAGAGCAAGGUUUCCGUGCUGCCAAUGUCAUGACCGUGACACUAAGCAGUGAUCAUCGAGUUGUCGAUGGUGCAGUAGGUGCCCAGUGGCUCGCUGCUUUCAAGAGUUACCUUGAAAAACCAAGCACAAUGCUUUUGUAAGAUUUAAAGAAAAUUAGCAAGCAACCUCCAUGAAUCUAUGUUGUAUCGUAAGAUUUAGGUAGUCAGAAAUAGUUGAUUCUGAGUUUUUUUUCGCAAUUUGGAUAACUUUUUUCAGAUCUGUACUGUUAUUCUGUAAAAGAACCCUGUGAAUAGUACGGGACAAAUAAACAAGUGUUAAUGAAA